Molecule: messenger RNA, 6210 nt
Organism: Talaromyces amestolkiae
Lineage: Eukaryota; Fungi; Ascomycota; Eurotiomycetes; Eurotiales; Trichocomaceae
Exons: 4
Coding region: 1-6210 (2069 amino acids)
Molecular function (GO): protein binding
Source: RefSeq, a predicted model, not a curated record
AUGGCACCUUCUCUGCAAACCGAAUCUACAUUGAACCCUCUGUCACCCGGGGCGGGGGGACAUUGGAGACGAAUCUCUGGAGGUCUUCACGAUUUUGACAGUGUCUCUAAUGGCGCAGCCCGUUCGGUGGUCUCACGAAGGAUCUCCAGAAAAGCAGCAGGUGCUGGAGAGUCAUCAAACAUCUCUAACGUGGUAUAUUCCCUGAAACGCAGAAGUGGUGACGAACUGGGAGUGACAACAUCCUCCAAGCUGCUGAAUGCAAAUCACGCUACACUAUUAGACUGGAUCCGUCAUCAGCGUAUGAGUAAGAUUCCCCCAGAGGGAAGCAGCUAUGACAAGGUCCUCGCAUGGGCUCAACUAUUUGUCGAACGUUUGCACUCAUUUGACCUUGCAAUCGAGCACUUUGCGGGAGAUAGCUACUUGGCUGCACAGUUGGCAUACGGCUAUUGUGCAAUCUUGCUGGAGCUUGGUGAAGAAAACUCUUCGGCACUCAGAAUCUCUUUCGGAUUUUUCUACAGCAUAUCCAUGGUGCUAGUGAACCUCCUCGAGCGUACCGAGCUUUUCGCGGUGUCCCAAGAGAUCAAAGAACAACUCGUCCUGGCAUUGACCGACCUAGUUACACUUGUGGCCAGUGUAUCGACAUACUUCCAUAAAGCUCUGCGUGGGCUGACAAAACCUUCCAUAUCCGUGAAUAUCUAUGGCACUUUCUCGGGGCAGAUUGAGAGUUUCCGUGGUCGGUGCGAGAAGAUUUCUGAGGCAAUGUGGAAACACCAACUCUUGAAAGAUGACUUGGAUGGGGAGCGUGUUUCCGAAAUCAAAUCCAUCAGGCAGUGGUUGGCUCCAGAGGACCGUGUACUUGCAAAUGUUGCCGAAAAUACCUCGCACCUUGCCCAUGACCGUGAAGAAUUGACAUGCCUGUGGUUGAGCCCUUAUCUGACUCGUUUCCUAAAGAGUCAACAGCUCAAGGGUCUGUCAAUUUCAGGUGCACCGGGCUCCGGAAAGACGGUUUUAGCUUCGGUCAUUGUUGACCAUUUACAACACCCUAUCGGCGGUGUGGCAUAUAACACAAUCUUUGUUCCAAUUAAUGCUCGAGUCCCUGUGGAGGCAGAACCUCAGGCAGUGGUUAAGUCGAUCCUUCGCCAGUUGUUUGAAAAACGAAUCGGCAACACGCAAUUAUUCCAAAUUCUUUCUAAUGCCUACGAUCGUAGUAAGAAGGCCGUUGGCAUAGAUGAAUAUGAGAAGAUUCUUUGGGGUGCCUUAGACGCGUCCCUCGGAUCCCCUCUCCGUGGAGCCAAGCCUGUCGUACUGGUCGUUGACGGCCUCGAUGAAACCUCUGGCUCAGAGGCCAUUUUGCUUCAGAGACUUCAAGAGGUCACACACAAGACAGCUAACUUCAAAUUGAUCGUUCUGGGCUCUCAGAGGUUCGAGGCAUCAAGAGAACUCACCAGCAUAAACAUAACCUCGGAAUUGAUUUUUGACGACAUUGCGGCCGUGGUUCGCAACGGGUACGAAACGUACCCAGUUUAUACCAAGCUAUCAGAGACUGAACAAGAAAUCCUCAUUGAGCAAAUCACCCAGGCUGCCAAUGGCUCUUUUCUCUGGGCUAAGCUUGCUUCCAAGCUCGCGCGCAAUGCAGAAACCUCCGAAGCCUUGCAAAAGUCUGUCAAUUCUUUAGCUACUUCAAAGUUCACCAUUGUAGACUUCGUCGCGCAAUUUAUACAGUCUCCAGAUCUCACGGAGGAAGUGAAAAUUAUGUUGGUUUGGCUAGCCACUGCUAAUCGUCCCCUAUCUCAGAGCGAACUCUCCACAUUGCUCUCUGUUCAAAUCGACAAGGCCACAGUCAUAGAUCGGAAGAUCGACGUUUUGAAMCUCCUCAAGCCAGUAAAUUCUCUAGUAUACCUUGAGGAUGGUUACGUCUAUCUGCGACACGGUCAAGUUCGCUCGGCUAUCAUCGAUGUCUUUUCAAAGGGCAAGCUUAUUCCAAGCGUGAAGGAUAGACAUGCCGACUUGCUGAGAAGGCUUUUCAUCUACUCCCGUUUUGCAAUUACGGAAGAUUCCGAGCCUUCAUUGAGUUCUUUCGAUCGUUUCGAAAAGUCGAAGCUUCUUGAUAAAUUCGUCCUUCUUGACUUUUCCUUGCGAUACUGGUUCACACAUCUCCGUCAGACGACAGCAUUUACCACGGAUGGAGAAAAUGGGGUCAAAAAGGAAUUUGGCAAGCUUUUCCCGACAAACACGACAUUCUUUUUGCUGGAGCAGGCUGUUUGGGAACAUAGACCCGUACCGACUCUCCUGUCAUGGUACACGGCUGUCACGAAGCUGACGCGUAAUAUCCUCACACCCAACCACCUGGCAACACUACAGUCAAUCCUAACACUUGCUCUGUUUUACCGCCAAAUCAACCGCUAUCCAGAGGCAGGCCAGUUGUUCUAUGAGGCAACUUCUAUCAGCCGCACGGUACUCAACUCACAGCACAUCAUUACCACGCAAGUUGCAAGUCUCUUCUUAGAAGUAACGGCCGAGAAAGUCACCGAGACCAAAACAGAGAUUAUGACUAGAAGGGAGGAAGUCCUUCUCCUACUAGUCGAUGCCUACAAGGUUCAUUAUGGAGCGACCUCUGAAAUUGUGAUUUCAACACUUACUCAGUUGGUUGAACACUAUCAGCUUAUCAAGGAAGAGUCUAAGGCAAGAGAGAUCAUAAUUUCUCUCAAGUCAGCUACUAUACAGCAAUAUGGUGCAGACUCUCAAGAGGCUCGUGAUAUAGGUGGUAGCCUAAAUGUACAUCUCACUGGUCAUGCUACCCAGAUCGAGACGGAUACUCAAACAACACUCCUCCUAGACAUUGAGGAGAGGGAUGAGCUUAUUGAAUCAGAAACCCAAGACUUCUGGUCUCUCUUGAAAAAAGCUGAAGAAUAUUCGUCCAAAGGUCAUUUCCGUCUUGCUGAGCAGAUAUUCGUUCAAAUUUGGCAACGCGCAAGCAGAGAAUGUCGCAUGCACUAUUCUUCGGAGUGGGAAGAAAGAAAGUUCAAGGCUGUUUUGUCGUACUCUCAAUUUUUGAAAACGCAGAAGCGGGAGUACGAGGCAUCCUCAUUACUCACGACGACGUGGCAAGAGUAUGAACAGACAAGUGUGGCAACCGAGACCUCUGUUUCUUACAUAUCCGAAAUGGCCAAUGUCAUGAAGACUGUCGGUUUAGCUAGUCUUGCUCUUUCAGUCUAUAAGCGUGUUGCGCAAUUCUACGAGAGCACUAGCCGAACCCAGACGUCUACAUAUAAAGAGAUCCAGCAGAGCAUUCAGAUCACGUCGCAAGAGGUUAUGAAGGUGGUGUCCUCAUCAUCCUCUGUCACUUCCGAAUCCACGCUCGAGGAGAUUGUAUAUGAAGCGUCGUCUUCUAUCACCAAAGUCGAUCAAACUUCGAUUACAGCUGUCUCCUCUCUCUACGAGAUGUACAUCUCACAGCAUCGCUGGCACGAUAGUACUCGUUUGAUCAAGCGAGUCCUGCAUGGAAUCUGGCCCAAUCUUUUUGCUCCAUCACUUCAAGAUGUUACUCUUCCUGGCAAGCAUGUCGAUCACUGCAUCGAGCUUGCCGAGAAGUUGAGUCAAUGUUAUCACGCUCGUCGUCGACUGGGAAAGGAAGAAGAUAUCCGUACAAGAAUAUAUCGAGCAGUUCGAUCCGAUCGUCAAGUUGGAGACAAACUUCUUGAUCGUGUCACAACGGAACUUCUACGCUUGUUCGAACGUACUUCUCAAACCGACAAAAUCAUUACUCUUCGCCAGGAAUUACUGAGCGAUUAUAUUGGUAAAUAUGGUCUUCACCAUUCAAUCGUGAUUACCAAUCUCUGGGCUCUGGCAGAGCUGACGCGUCCACGGCCUAUCUUCGUCGACUAUUACCGUCAAAUUGUCACUGCCGUCAACAAAGACUCUGAUAUCAGUCUGCCAGACGCAUUCGAACCUCUCGUCAUUGUUGCCACAGAGUUGUGGACUCAAGGACGCUAUUCUGAUGCUGUGCACUACUACCAGAUUCUAUAUAAGACCUUCCUUCAACAGCCUAAAGUCAACCCUAAAUUCGAAGACCAGGAAUUUGUCAAAUCAUUGUUCACGCGGUACACUUAUUCUCUUCGGGCUCUACAGACAGAUUUUGCUAUCAUUCAUAAAAUUACAGUCGAUUACCAGGCUAAGGUUAAGGCUACUUUCGGUGCUACUGCGUCCAUCACCAUCCAAGCGACCUUGACAUUGGCAAAAAUCUGCCAAGAAUCCAAGCGACUUGAAAUUGAGGCAAUUCAUCUGUACGAGGAGCUACUGAAAAUCAAGUCCGAGGAGAUUGACUAUCAGGAGAUUACUGCAACACUCGAUGCUAUUUAUGAGGAGCAGACUGCUAUAGUAACUUCAACUGAAUUAGAGUCAGUAUCUUCGGCGCAGGUUGAACGUGCCGUAUCCGUUCUCAAGCGUCGCAUUACCACUAUACGGAAGAGCCACGGGUGGGCCCACGAGGAAUCUCUUUCUAAGAUGCAAGAGAUGGUCUCCUUCUACUCCAAGCGUAACGAGACUGAGACGGUUCUCAAGGAGUUGAAGGAGGCUACGGUACAGAUACUGACAACAGAAACUUCCUCUACCAAACUUAUCGCUAGUGCGUCGGCCAUAGCUACAAGCUACAUUGCAUCCAAUCAGAUUCAUAAGGCGACUGAGCUAUCCCACGAAGUUUACCGACAGAUUAUCAUGAAAGACAGCGCCAACGUCAAGUCUGUCAGCUUCGAUGUGACGUCCAAAGAACGUCAAAGCUUAGUGUUCUUGGCCCAGCUUGAAUACAGCUUGCGUCAAAACUCAUCGGUCACGCUGAAUGAGAUUUUCUCAGCUUUGACUACCGAGUAUAUCUACUUCGAAGAGUAUAGGGGUCAACUGAAAUCAACAAGUACCACUCUGCAGAGUCUUACAUUGACUGCUGCACGACUACAUGCGUUCUUAUUAUCCCGAGAACGCCAGUCAAUUGCUACGCAGGUGUAUGAGGAUUUCCUCAACUAUUUCCUGAGUACAGAGGGAAAACGCAUUAAGUUGACUGAGAUAUCUCAGGCCAGGAUCUUCACCCUCACGUUACUCAACUACUUUAGCCUUCACGAGACUAAAAACUUCCUUCGUUCUGUCGGUAUAGCAAGCCAUGAGCAAACUCAACAGCUGAUUGCCGCCAAGAGAUACGAUGUUGCUGCUGAUCUUGCACUUGCUGCUUUCCGUUACAUUUCUGCUCAUGCAGAGUAUCGUAGUGCGGCGAUUUUGAAGUUUGUUUUCCAACUUGGCCUGACGGUUGCGGGACGCAACGCCGUACCACAAUCCGAUGAAGCUGCUCGUUCAAAGUUGUUAAAGAUUUCCUCGGUGAUCCUACAGGAGGCUUUCAAGGUUACCAAAGAGCUGAAAAUCAAUUUGACACAACUUAGUCUCGCUAAUUUGAACAAUAUCAUUGCUCUUCUCGGCGAACAGCAGGACUACGUGUCUUUGGCCUGGCUUCUGACGCUCCUUUGGAACAGUCGUGAGGCUCAACGUACGUGGCAGUCGUCCGUCACAUUUGCUCUGGGACGUCGUUUUAUUCUUGUACGCUACCUGGUGGGAGAGGUGUCGGGCGCACUUCGUCUCGCGGAAGAUAUUGUCUAUAAUUGUCGCCGCGUUCAUGGACCUCGUCAUCCUAGCACACUUGAGAUGUCCAUUCUCUUGUCUCAACUAUAUACCAGCGUCGCUCAGCGGUACCAGAGCCAGAAGUCCGGCCAUGAGAUUGCCCAUCGCUACUACAAGAAGGCCGCGGCCGUUCACGAAAACAUUCUACGUGUAUUUAGCGAUCCAUCGUUUGCCGAACUUGAAGGUGGUGAUAUGAGCAUGAGCAUGGAUGGAUCCGCAUAUUCUCUCGAACUAGUCAAUGUUGCGACCAGUAACUGGACGGAGGGUCAACAUGUUCGUCAACACCUUGAUCUUCUAAAACUCGCUGUUGAACGUUUGGGCGACUGGCCCAAAGAUUACAGUGAGUUUGAACGUCUCAAUGCCGAUAUCUUCCGCGAAUUCAAAGAGGAUCUCAAUGGUGUUGAGGGUGUAGAGAAAUGGACACCAAAGAAAUUUGGAUCCGGAAAGGCUGAGAGAAAUGAUGAUUUGUUGGAUACUAAUAUCAAGAGUUGGGAGAUUGUGGAAACAUCGGACACAAAUGGAUUCCAUGCAGAGGAGGAGGAGGAACUGUAA